AUGUCUACGUUCAAGCCUCAGCAUAUCAGUUUUGCAGACGGUGUGGAGCGUAUCGAUGAGGCACUGGCGAAGGUCGGAUACAAGAAAAAUUCGCGGAUCCUGACAUCGAGGGACAAGGAGGCUGUAGCAUUAUGCAACCUCCUCGGCGUCCCACGCGAACAACUUCCCGCAGGUUUCACGAAGUGGCAGUUGCCCUUCUACCUGGACGGCGGCCAGUUUUUCAUCACCUCUACGGCGCCAAACGCGGAAGUCGAUGAACACUCGCACGAUAAUGACGGCGUCCGCUUCAUCAUGUCCGGUUCAGUCUACUAUGAUGGUAUCGAGCUUAACGCGGGAGACUGGAUGUAUAUCCCAAAGGAGAAGCGCUAUUCCCUCCAAGUUGGGCCGCUCGGAGCAAGCAUGUGCUACUGCUAUGCUUGCUGCUGCGCAGGUCGCGAGUUGAACAAGAGCGACGUGAUUAACCCUGAGUCGUUCGUGCGUGGUCGCAAUUCCUUGCAGUAA
Molecule: messenger RNA, 501 nt
Organism: Fusarium oxysporum Fo47
Lineage: Eukaryota; Fungi; Ascomycota; Sordariomycetes; Hypocreales; Nectriaceae
Exons: 1
Coding region: 1-501 (166 amino acids)
Source: RefSeq, a predicted model, not a curated record